AUGCCCCUCUCCAUCGAGGAACUGGACAACCAAGUCCGCACCUUCUAUGAAGGUCGCGGCGAGACGCAAGCUCAAGCCCAAACUGUCUUAAACCAGUUCAAAGAAGAUCCCGAUGCCUGGUUGAUGGUCGACGAGAUCCUCCAGAAGGCCACUUACGAGCAGACAAAGUACUUGGGGUUACAGGUCCUCGACAAUGUGAUUAUGACGAGGUGGAAGGUGCUCCCCCGCGAGCAGUGUCAUGGUAUCCGUAACUUCGUCGUCCAGUAUAUCCUCCAAUGUUCGAGUUCCGAAGAGCUUCUCAAGGCCCACCGUGUCUUGCUCAACAAGCUCAACCUUGUUCUCGUCUCCGUCCUCAAGCAAGAGUGGCCUCACAACUGGCCUACCUUCAUCAACGAGAUUAUCUCCGCCUCCCGUUCGAGCCUUUCGAUCUGCGAGAACAACAUGAUCAUCCUGCGCCUCCUCUCCGAAGAGGUCUUCGACUAUUCCGCCGAACAGAUGACGUCGACCAAGACACGGAACCUCAAGACUACCAUGUGCGCCGAGUUCUCGCAGAUUUUCCAGCUUUGCCAGGAGGUCCUCAACUCCGCCAACCAGCCCAGCCUUAUCAAGGCCACCCUCGAGACUUUGUUGCGCUUCUGCAACUGGAUCCCUCUCGGAGGUCCUACGGGCCAACAACCCAACUAUGGCGAGGCCCUCAUCAAGAUGUUCACCGAGGUUUUGACGACCAUCUCCAACAUUAUUCCUCUCAGCAUGGACUUGAAGGCGACCUAUCCUGCCAGCAAUUCUCGCGACCAGGAAUUCAUCCAGAACUUGGCGCUGUUCCUUUGCAACUUCUUCGGCAUGCACCUGCCCCUUAUCGAAAACCUGCCGAACCGUGACUUCCUCACACACGGCCACUACUACCUAAUUAGAAUUUCGCAAAUUGAGGACCGCGAAAUCUUCAAGAUCUGUCUCGACUACUGGCUCAAGCUUGUCCAGGAGCUCUAUGAGGAGAUGCAGGCCUUGCCCCUGUCCGACAUGAACCCUCUUCUUAGUGGUGGUCUGCAGACCAGCGGCGCCCCGAACCCGGCCCUGCUCAACAACUACCCUCUCCGCAAGCACAAGUACAACGAGAUUCUUUCCAACUUGCGUGUCGUCAUGAUUGAGAAGAUGGUGCGCCCCGAAGAAGUCCUCAUUGUCGAGAACGACGAGGGCGAGAUUGUCCGCGAGUUCGUUAAGGAAACCGACACUGUCCAGCUUUACAAGACCAUCCGCGAGUGUCUCGUUUAUCUCACACAUUUGGACGUGGUCGAUACCGAGCAGAUCAUGACUGACAAGCUCGCACGCCAAGUCGAUGGAUCCGAAUGGUCAUGGCAUAACUGCAACGUUCUCUGCUGGGCCAUCGGUUCUAUCUCUCUCGCCAUGAACGAAGAGACGGAGAAGAGGUUCCUCGUUACCGUUAUUAAGGAUCUUCUAGGACUUACCGAGAUGAAGCGGGGCAAGGACAACAAGGCUGUUGUCGCCAGUAACAUCAUGUACAUUGUCGGCCAGUAUCCCCGCUUCCUUAAGGCGCACUGGUUCAUGCACGAGUCUCAUGAGGGUGUCCAGGACAUGGCCUGCGAUACCUUCAUCAAAAUUGCCAAGUCCUGCAGACGCCACUUUGUUGCGCUCCAGCCUAGCGAGUCUCAGCCGUUCAUUGAGGAGAUCAUCAGGGACCUUGGCAAGAUUACUUGUGACUUGACUCCUCAACAGGUUCAUACUUUCUACGAGGCUUGUGGCUACAUGGUAGCUGCUCAAGGCAACAGGCAUCAGCAGGAGAGGCUCCUUUCCGAGCUUAUGCAGAUUCCCAACAUGGCGUGGCAGGAGAUCAUUAGGCAGGCUAGUCUCAACCCUAACAUCCUCCAAGAUGCCGACACCAUCAAGGUUAUCGGCAACAUCAUGAAGACCAACGUCUCUGCCUGCUCAUCUAUUGGUACUUAUUUCUUCCCCCAGAUCGGCAACCUGUAUAGCGACAUGCUUCAGAUGUAUGCUGCCACCAGUCAGCUGAUUUCGGAGGCUGUUGCUCGCGAGGGUGAGAUUGCUACCAAGAUGCCAAAGGUCCGCGGUCUCCGGACCAUCAAGAAGGAGAUUCUCAAGCUCAUUGAGACCUAUGUCGACAAGGCUGAGGACCUCCAGGCCGUGCGGGAGCAGAUGGUGCCUCCUCUCUUGGAUUCCGUGCUUGUUGACUACAACCGCAACGUCCCUGGAGCUCGUGACGCCGAGGUUUUGAGGGCCAUGACCGCUAUGAUCACCAAGCUCUCGGCUUUGAUGGAGGACCAGGUGCCGAUCAUCAUGGAGAAUGUCUUCGAGUGCACGCUGGACAUGAUCAACAAGAACUUCUCCGAAUACCCCGAGCACCGUGUUGAGUUCUUUAACCUCCUCCGCGCUAUCAACCUUCACUGCUUCCCUGCACUUUUGAAGCUUGAUAAUCGUCAGUUCAAGUUCGUUAUAGACUCUUGCAUGUGGGCUAGCAAGCACGACAACCGCGAUGUCGAGACUGCGGGCCUUAACAUGUGCCUGGAGCUUGUCAACAACAUUGCCGAGAAGACCGACGUCCAAACCUCCAACGCUUUCUUCAACCAAUUCUUCGUCAGCAUCCUGCAGGAUGUGUUCUUCGUUCUUACCGACCAGGACCACAAGGCUGGAUUUAAGACCCAGUCCAUGCUGCUCAUGCGCAUGUUCUACUUUGUCCACCCCGCUGAUGGCUCCCCCCCAAGGAUCCAGGGCCCCAUCUACCAGCCCGAUCAGGCCCAGCCCGGUACUGGCAACAAAGAGUUCCUGACCAUGUUCGUUGGCAACUUGCUGCAGAACGCUUUUGCCAACCUUACUCCUGCCCAGAUUACCUCGUUUGUUGAGGGACUCUUCACCCUUAAUACCCAGUACGACAAGUUCCGCCUCGCGCUGCGUGACUUCCUCAUCUCCCUUAGGGAGUUCGCCGGUGACAAUGCCGAGCUCUACCUCCUGGAGAAGGAGCAGCAAGAGACGGCGGCCAAGGCGGCGGAUAUCGAGAGGAGAUCCAAGGUUAGCGGUUUGCUGAAGCCCAGCGAGCUCGAGGACGAUGAGCUGUGA
Messenger RNA from Sordaria macrospora k-hell, 3087 nucleotides. NCBI's taxonomy places the organism in Eukaryota, Fungi, Ascomycota, Sordariomycetes, Sordariales, Sordariaceae. The record is from RefSeq and is a predicted model, not a curated record.